Molecule: messenger RNA, 2863 nt
Organism: Xiphophorus maculatus (southern platyfish)
Lineage: Eukaryota; Metazoa; Chordata; Actinopteri; Cyprinodontiformes; Poeciliidae
Gene: nherf2
Product: SLC9A3 regulator 2
Exons: 6
Coding region: 685-1938 (417 amino acids)
Biological process (GO): protein localization to plasma membrane
Cellular component (GO): apical plasma membrane
Molecular function (GO): signaling receptor binding; protein-membrane adaptor activity
Source: RefSeq, a predicted model, not a curated record
UCUCAGGUCACAGCCUGUCGGGUUUCAGCCGCACCGCUCAGGGCGAAGUUUGCCCGCUCCAAGGUUUUGCGUGGAGGCAACAAUAAGUGUCCCCGCCUAUAUGUUUAGAGUAGCUGCUGUCCUACCAGCCCGCAGCGCGGCGCGGCUGAGUCUCCAGGUGUGCGCUGCGGGGGGUAGUGGCGUGUGUUCCUGAAGCCUCCCCACUCUCGCCGGGUCGCUCAGGAGGACUGCACACGCCCCCGCUGGCGAGGAGAAUUAAGUGUUACGUGCGUGGACCGGCUUUCUAAUCUCUGAUCUCUUGGAUUAUACUGAUGGACGGGACUUAACGUGUCCAUGUUUCCCCGUUAGCGCUAUUUUACGCACCACUUUGCGUUUGCUCCCUAAAAAUGGAUUAAUCCCCAGAUUAUUUUUUUAUUUUAUUUUUUUUUUGGGUGAGGGUAGAGGAGUGGGAGGCGUUUGCCAUAUUUUUAUUUUCACUCUUCAGGUUUUUGUGGAUUACUACGGGAUUUGUAUGAUGCCGAAUAACGACGAUGAGCUUUUUGUCUCUGGAGCGAGUGGAAGCGCGUUGGAUUAGGAGCCAGAAACUCCCCAAAGCUCUUGGAGAAGAUCUACCCGUUUAUUCCUGGGACGCACUUUGAGUUUUUUUGUUUUGUUUUGUUUUUUUUUCUUCACCUUCACACACCGAUGGAGAACGAGCUGAGACCCAGGCUUUGCUUUCUGAUCAAAGGACAGCGCGGAUAUGGCUUCCACCUGCACGGAGAGAAGAAGAAAGGCGGACAGUUCAUCCGCACAGUGGAGCCUGGCUCCCCUGCUGACCUGGCCGGGCUCCGGCCGGGGGAUCGACUGGUGGAGGUGAACGGGGAGAAUGUGGAAAAAGAAAGUCAUCAUCAGGUGGUGAACCGUAUCUGUGAGACGCCCCACCGCACCAGGCUGCUGGUAGUAGACAGAGAAACGGAUGACUUUCUGCGCAGCCAGGGCCUGGCCUGCACAGAGGACCAGGCCAUUGAAAUGGGGAACCUCUCCCCACGCCCGUCCCCCAAUAUCACGCCCUCAGCGUCCCCCGUACCAAGAGAGGGCUCCCCGCUGUUUCUCAAAUCCAACUUUAGAUACUUAUUCCAUUUUCCUGCUGCAGACUCACCCACUCAGGUAUCCUCUGAAAACAAAGAAACGAGAACCUCGACGACGUCGAGUUCAGCGCCAGACACCGAGGUGGAGCCGUCCCCUGAGCCGACGGUGGAGCUGCUCCCUCGUCUGUGCCGCCUGGUGAAGGGGGAGAACGGCUACUGCUUCAACCUGCAGAGCGAUAAGAAGAAAGGCGGUCAGUUCGUCCGCUCUGUGGACCCCAACUCACCAGCAGAGAGAGCUGGCCUCCGAACUGGAGACAGAAUAGUGGAGGUAAAUGGCGUAAACACGAAGGGUCUGCGGCACUCGGAGGUGGUGGCGCUCAUCAGAUCUAGAGGGGAUGAAGUCAGCCUUCUGGUGGUCGACCAGGAAACAGAUGAACUCUUCCGCAGACUGGGAAUUACCCCAACCAUCACCCACAUUAAAGAGGUCUACGUGGAUGAAAGACGUGCAGAAAGCACCCCGCCGACCCCGUCCCCGACCACUGAGCUCCCCGCGUCGGACGCGCCUGUCAUAAGCGUCACUCUGACAGACUCUGACAUCGCCAACACGUCUCCGAAACCCCGAGCCAACGGCAGCUCGGCGUCUCACUCCUCCAGGAGCUCCACCACCCAGUCAGAGGUCAGCAGCUCAGACAUGAGCUUCCAGGUUCCUGAAGAUGACGACAGCCGCAUUUCAGACCCCUUCAUGGAGAACGGCCUGCGCCUGAGUCCCACUGCUGCUGAGGCGAGACAAAAGGUCCUCGCCACCCGCAACAAGAAGAGAGCGCCCCCUAUGGACUGGAGCAGGAAGCAGGAGCUCUUCAGCAACUUUUGAACCGAGAAAUUUUAAUGAACCUGCACUAUUUAUACCAAAAAACAAACUCUUCCAUCUUUUACACUUGUGGACAGAAAUAUAAAUAAAAGGUAGUUACUGUUUAGUGUGAAAUCAGUCCAUAAUAUCAAAUAUUAUUCUCAAUGUGAACAGUUAACUUCAGUGAGACUCUUUAAUGAGAUGCCUAGUUAAAGCUGGCAUGGGAAAGAAACUACAACUCAUCACUCAGCUGAUUCUAAGCUUUAAAACUCCAAUAAGCAUAUUUCCUGUUCAACAAAGAGUAUAUGCACAUGCAAAAGCUGCUUUAGUGCACGAAGGUCUUGCGGGAUAAGGAGCAGAUCUUGUGAUGUCAACAGCUUUAGUGCAAGGACAUCAAACAGAAGAAACUUUUCUAAAGGAAUAUUCAAAUAAGUUGCAUCUGAACCACGGAAAAUUUCUUUUAGGACCUGAUCUGUGUCGAGAACUUUUACAGGCUUGCCGUUUUUCUCUGUAAUCUGUCAGCAGCUGAUUUUAUUUUUCUGUUACUGUGUAAGUCUGUUGUAAAAAUAUGUGAAGGACAUUCAUAACAAAAACAGGAAGUAAGCAUGCAACUUUAUGUCGUAUAACGGUUGUAUUAAUAGCAGAAAAUUUCCAACAUCAGUUUAGAUGAAACUUUGUUGACAUAUGUUGGUAAGAAGAACCUAUGAUUUAUGUCAAAUACAACAUUUUUCCGUAAUAGAUGCUGUGUAACUUUAAAUGUGCACACAGAACGAAUAAUUAGUCUAGUUUAUAAAAUAAAUAACGACUGAUCACAUUUAGUUAGUAUGUUUUGAAUGGUAAUACUGUUAAAUUAGUUCUUUUUAUUACACAUUUCAUUUGAUUUUUCAAAACAUUUCUCCAUCUUCCUUUGGCUUAAACAUUUAACGGUGUGAAUAAACCUUUAGAAUCU